GAUCAGUCAGGACAACAGCUGCGUCAAGUCCAGCAACGAGUUCCGAAGAUGAAAUCCUCUCGUGCUUUUGCGGGUUUUCUGAUCUGGGCCACUCUGUUGGGCCAUGCUUUCGGUAAUCUCUCCAUCUUUGCACUCAGUAGAUAAUUUUCGCUCACCACUGUCUUUCAUCAUCAGGAUUACUUAUUGCCCAUAACCCAUAACACGUUAUGCUGCUCUUAAGAUCGUAUUCAGACGAUAGAGACAACACAAUCUGAAUGAUGUCAAGCACUCCUCCGCUGAAAGAUCUAAGAGGGCUGUGGUAUCAACAUCAUCAAUCGCUGCUCUUAUAGUGUGACGACAUGUGCCCAAGCGAACCGUGCUCCCGGACAAACCAAGACUCGAAUGCAGCAGUUCAACUUAGGUGCCGGACAGAGCCAAUUCAUGGACUUCGGCAGCAGCUGCAACUGGAACAAUGGUGCGAUUUGGCCUUCACCCAGGGGAAAAUGCGAGAGCUCCAUCGUUCCCAACGAGGCCAACGAUUUUGAUGUUACAGAUUAUGCCGAGUUCAACCUGAACCAGGGCGGCUUGGAUUAUUAUGACGUCAGCAACGUGGUGGCGUUUACUCUAUCCAUGAGAAUCAGACCAACAAAUCCAGCUAAUACACCGAAUGGACGUUCAUGCGGAUCUCCUCAAUGCAUUAUCAAUAACAUUCCAUCAUUCUGCACAGGAAACAACAAGUUGAUCACAUGGCCUACAGGCGCAUACACUUGUCAAAACACCGAUGGACUUGCUGAGCGAGGACCGACUGACGGAACGCGUGUGUUCAAGAAUGCUUGUCCAAAUGCAUACAGCUACAAUUAUGACGAUGCCACCUCUGUGUAUGCCUGUCCGACAGGAACUAAUUACGAAGUGAUAUGGUGUCCGUAAGAGAAGUUACGAACAUGAAACUGCAAUAACACUGAAAGUUGCUCUGAUGAAGAGAAACUUUCAUAUGCAGUCGAUUGAAAAGACUGUGAACACCAUAGCUGCAGUACGGUUCAAGACAACUACCUCCUGCAACAAGAUGGUUUUCGAUUUAGGGGAGGAGAAAUAAAACUCAUUCGUCACAGUUUAGUUUUGAUAUUGAGAAUGGUUACACUAUUUGACCUAUUGCAGAACGUUGUGGUGAUGACCCAUUUUUCAUCUGAUGUCUCUGAGUUAUCACUGAGAUCUUCCCAUCUUCACAUAAAUGCAUUCAAAUUGUAGUCAGUAACGUCACUCAGUGUACGAGUAAUGCAGUAUCUGUGUUCGGAAGUUCUUAGAAGAAGCUGUUUACACAGUUUUUCCCAAGGUCUGUUCAUUGUAAAAUCUGAUAAAAUAUUUUGUGUAAGGUAUUAGAUGCGCUACACGAGCUACCGCGUCAAAUCCACUAAACAUUAUCAGAAAUGUUGUAGAAAAAAAAAGUCUUGAAGAAUGCAACUUACGUAUAUUGAAUAAUGAUAUACAUCCGGCCAACAGAUCUUGCCUUUUAGAUUCAGAUAAUGAUCUGGCCAUACAGCA
Messenger RNA from Marchantia polymorpha subsp. ruderalis, 1518 nucleotides. NCBI's taxonomy places the organism in Eukaryota, Viridiplantae, Streptophyta, Marchantiopsida, Marchantiales, Marchantiaceae. The record is from the annotation of a GenBank genome assembly.